GGUUCGAUACACGAUCUGGCAAUUUCCCCCGACGGACAGUACCUGGUGUCAGCGGGAGAGGACCGGCGCAUUCUUCUGUGGGACCUGUCUGCUGGAAGUAUGGUUAAAGAGUUGCGCGGGCACUCGGAUUCUGUAUAUAGUCUCGCUUUUAGCGCAGAUGGGACGCUGCUGGCCUCUGGGGGUCUGGACAGUAGUGUAAGGAUAUGGGAUUUUGGACUAGCUCUCGAGACUUCUAAUAAUAUCAGCGGCACAAAUGCCAAUGCUUCUCCUGAACUGAUGGCUUCUUUCUCCACUAAAAACUGUUCCGUUCAUUGCGUGCAGUUCAACAGUUGCAAUUUGGUUUUUGCAGCGGGCUCGCAAAUGACAUGA
Molecule: messenger RNA, 369 nt
Organism: Porites evermanni
Lineage: Eukaryota; Metazoa; Cnidaria; Anthozoa; Scleractinia; Poritidae
Source: the annotation of a GenBank genome assembly